AUGUGCAGAACAGAAAUUUGCGGAAUUUGUCAACACAAGUCUUGGACAGGAUGUGGCAAACAUGUGAGUGAGGUUAUGGAUAUCACACCGAAGGAUAUUUGGUGCACAUGCGAACCGUUGGAUGCUGAGGAAGCUGUAUUUGUCGAAGGACAUGGCUCUUACCCACCAAAGGCUGGUCAAGGUUUUAGGAGAGGAAGUUCUAUUAGUCCAGUUCAAUCAAAAUAG
This is a messenger RNA of Lodderomyces elongisporus, 225 nucleotides long. RefSeq lists its product as uncharacterized. The transcript is spliced from 2 exons. NCBI's taxonomy places the organism in Eukaryota, Fungi, Ascomycota, Pichiomycetes, Serinales, Debaryomycetaceae. The record is from RefSeq and is a predicted model, not a curated record. The coding region runs from base 1 to 225 and encodes 74 amino acids.